GGAUAAAUUCAUGGAUCUUAACUUGAAGCCUUUGAUGUUAGCCGGCAGCUUUUCUUGAUCUAAAGUUAUAUAGCCCUAGAGAUUCCAAUUGGAUGUAAAGAGUGGAGUACCCCUGCUUAUUUGGAAUAUGUUAUUGGUCGUCAAGGAGGAAAUUGGGCCGCCAUGCAGAAAUACCAUGAUCGGAGAACUUCUCGCAGUCAUGAGAAGUACUCAGGCCGAGAAUUUCUCUCAUCCCAUGUCUUCCCAAAACUUUCUCCUUGCAGGGCGCAUGAUAACCUUCUCGAUUAGAAAUGGCUACUCUUAUUUCACAGCUGAAAACAAUAAUUACGAAGGCUGAAGCGCUUGAAAGGACGGUCACCAAUUUUAUGCCAAAGCCUGAUGAUUGGCAGGAAAUAACAAAUCUAUCUUUAAGGCUUAAUGAAGUCACAUUCCGUAUCCGCCAAAAUGUUGAAGAUUCAAAGCGCUUGAGGAAGGAGCGAUACCUUAAAGAAGCCCGAGAGGUUCGGGAGCAGGGAAAACAGUAUCGAGAGAACCAAACCAGAAAGGACUUGAAGAAAGCCCCAGUCUUCCGAAGAAAUAUUAUUCUCAUCUUUGGAGGCCCCAAGGAAUCGCCGUUUGAUGGGACGACCGAAAAGCACAGAAAAGAAAUCACACGCCAGAGAUGUGCUGUUCUUCGCAGUUUGAACAUUGACGGUAUACUAUUCUGGGCAAUGUCGUACACUCCAACCUCCUGGUCCGGUGGUAAGAUGAGCUGGGAUCUCUUUUACAACCUUGCCAGCGAUAUCGAGCCCAACGAACGCCAGAAAUGGUCGCCAGACUUGCUUGAGACCUUAAUAGCGAUAAGGGAUGAGGGAUUAUCGGGAAAUGCUGAAUAUGAACUCUUUCUGACAGGUAAUUAUUCUAGGGUAUAUGCAAUAAUAGAUAUCUAACCAGACACAAGCGGUGCAAGAUACUUCUCUCAGUCAAGGGCCACAACGACGACGCGUGUAUCAAGAAUACUUGAAUUAUAUUGAACCAGACAUUCCGCCUCUUUUAAGUAUAAGUUUCGUCCUAAUGUUUGAACCUUCCGUGGCUGACUUGUGAAGGCGAUCUUAACCAGUGUGUUGAAU
Aspergillus pseudotamarii is the source of this 1109-nucleotide messenger RNA. RefSeq lists its product as uncharacterized. The transcript has a single exon. The record is from RefSeq and is a predicted model, not a curated record. The coding region runs from base 291 to 929 and encodes 212 amino acids. NCBI's taxonomy places the organism in Eukaryota, Fungi, Ascomycota, Eurotiomycetes, Eurotiales, Aspergillaceae.